Molecule: messenger RNA, 1068 nt
Organism: Cajanus cajan (pigeon pea)
Lineage: Eukaryota; Viridiplantae; Streptophyta; Magnoliopsida; Fabales; Fabaceae
Product: calmodulin
Cellular component (GO): myosin II complex
Molecular function (GO): calcium ion binding
Source: RefSeq, a predicted model, not a curated record
AUUAUGAUUAAGACAAGUAGAUUAUGUUUGAAUUAAGGAAUUAAACAUCCAUAAAAAGGAAAAGAAAAGAGAGAAAAAAGAGAAGCCUGGAGCUGGUUGGUUGGUGUUUGUGAAGAGUAUAUAAAUAGCACAAUCCUUCUUCUUUGUUUUUACACAUCACAUAACACAAAUACAAGAAAGAAGAAGAAAAAAAGAAAAAAAAGAAGAGAUCCAUCAUUUCAUUUUCCUCUUCUUUUCAAUCCAAUGGCCGAUCAACUCACUGACGAACAGAUCUCCGAGUUCAAGGAGGCAUUCAGCCUCUUCGACAAGGACGGCGAUGGUUGUAUUACUACCAAGGAACUUGGGACCGUGAUGCGGUCACUUGGGCAGAACCCAACUGAGGCUGAGCUGCAGGACAUGAUAAAUGAGGUUGAUGCUGAUGGCAAUGGCACCAUUGAUUUCCCAGAAUUCCUGAAUCUGAUGGCACGCAAGAUGAAAGACACCGAUUCAGAGGAGGAGCUGAAGGAGGCCUUCCGUGUGUUCGACAAGGAUCAGAAUGGUUUCAUCUCUGCCGCCGAGCUGCGCCACGUGAUGACCAAUCUUGGCGAGAAGCUGACCGACGAGGAAGUCGAUGAGAUGAUCCGGGAGGCUGAUGUUGACGGUGAUGGGCAGAUCAACUAUGAGGAGUUUGUCAAAGUCAUGAUGGCCAAGUGAGGACCAAUCAACCAUAACCAAAAAUUUGAAAAAGCACAUGAACAGAAAAGGACAGGGCAGAUAAGUUUUGAUGAGAAUUCUAUUUUCAUUAGGACAUCAUCAUCUUCAUUUGGGGUCAUUAGUUUUUGUUGGUCGGUUUUGUUUGCUUUAUUUAUUGGUGUUUCUCAUUAGUAUUUCUGCUACUUGUGUGCUCUGUCCCCUUGUUUUAGUAGCUUCCAUUAGCUUUGUCUCACCAUGCAUUUGUACUUCACUUCUCAUCUUUUUUGGGUUACUAUGAACCUCGAACAAUUGGUUGCAAUUUGUGCUUUUUACAUGUGGGUGACUAAAAUACUGUUAAUAUCAUCUUUAUGCUAUAUAUGAUUGUUUCUGUGAUCA